Messenger RNA from Ilyonectria robusta, 1233 nucleotides. RefSeq lists its product as uncharacterized. The record is from RefSeq and is a predicted model, not a curated record. Lineage: Eukaryota; Fungi; Ascomycota; Sordariomycetes; Hypocreales; Nectriaceae. The transcript has a single exon. Bases 1 to 1233 code for a protein of 410 amino acids.
AUGGAAGUAGAGGCAAGCGGGCAGAGCUCCAUCCACAUGCUAGAAUCAUGGCGCCGCCGCUCGUGCCUGGGAUGCCACGAUGACCUCUCUAUUGCGCCCUUGGACAGCGAGCUGGCCAAGGUGCCCCGAUGCCCGGCCUCGGAUCCCUUGCUGGAGGAGUUGUUGAAGGAAGCCCCGUACAAGUCGAACCGAAAGGGAGCCGACUUGAAGCAGCUGCCGCCGAAACGCUCCCUCUUGCACGCCCUCAGCCAUCUGCCGCGGUCUACCCUCUUAACCGCUUCGGAAUUCACAUUUACUCCCCCGGAUGACACCUCACAGCCUCUGGCCAUCCGUCCCAGACCAUCUCCUCAACUGUUCCGUGGCGUGAAGCGUCGCCGCUGCAUGUCAGACGUCGACGGGUUCAACACCGUCGGCAUGAGCUCUAAGAAGCGCCGGCUACGGGUCGACCUCAUAACCAGCCGACUCUCACAACCAUACUCACAACCGGCAACGCAUAUUCUCAACCGCGAGGGCCAGGAAUCCGGCGACAAGCGGUUUUUGAAGAUGGCCACCACGCUCGAUUCAGCGAGGCGAACCUCUCAUCUGCACGCGACGUCAUUCUUACGGUACUGCACCAUGAACUGUCUGCGGAAAAGACUCAACUUGGUCCAUCCUACCCCCGUUGUCCGGCGAGACGACCAGGAAGCCGCCGCCGUUGCAUUAAAAGCCGGCUCCAAAGUAGCAUGGCGACCCCAGAGCAUUGAAGACACCUCAGCUGGACAGUCUCUGAGGGUAUCCACGGCGCCCAGCGGCGGAGCGGGCAUCUCAAUACCAGCCCCAACACUAUCACCACUCCUACAACCGACGCGGCCUCAGCCCGUCGCUCCCAAACACGCCCAUCCACAUGUCAAACCCCCCGCCUGUCGCCUCUCCAGCCCCGCGGCGCUCCCCCUGCCCGCCACCGACGCCGUGGCAACUAAGAAGCGCACCUCGCCGCGGAUCUACCCCGUGCAGUCCCCCGAGCUGCGGCCGUCAACCUCGUUGUCGCAGCUGGACGACCUGGAAGAGGACAGCUUCGCGUUCCUGCAUCCCGCAGACGACGACUGGGACGACUUGGCCGACGACCAGGACGGCGUGUAUUCUGAUUUCGGCGUCGUGUUCGGGCAGGAGUCCCCAGGCGCUGAGGCGAAAGACGGACGCACGUACGAGGAGUACUUGGAUGAGCUAGAUGGCAUCUGCUGGGUAUCGAGGUAG